Nannochloropsis gaditana CCMP526 is the source of this 749-nucleotide messenger RNA. RefSeq names its product transcription elongation factor B, polypeptide 1 (gene TCEB1). The coding region runs from base 137 to 436 and encodes 99 amino acids. Gene Ontology annotation, molecular function: protein-macromolecule adaptor activity. The transcript has 3 exons. The record is from RefSeq and is a predicted model, not a curated record. Gene Ontology annotation, biological process: ubiquitin-dependent protein catabolic process. Gene Ontology annotation, cellular component: elongin complex.
ACAGGGGAGGCAUUGACAACGGGAAAGGAGGAGAAGGACCGCGGGUUGUGAGGGAACGGGCUACGGGGCCACCGGGAAGCUGUCUUUGCCCAAGGAGCAGGAAAGCGACCGGGAACACAGGCAGACCGCGGACAGCAUGGAAGACGACGCCUCUAAAUACGUCAAAUUGAUCAGCGCGGAAGGUCACGAAUUUAUCGUCGACCGCAAAUGCGCCUGUGUGAGUAAAACCAUUGAGGCCAUGUUGGCUGGUAAUUUUGCCGAGAGCAAAGGUGAAAUCAAUUUUCCGGAGAUCUCCACCAACAUAUUGGAAAAAGUCAUCCAAUACCUUUAUUACAAGGUGAGGUACACCAACUCUCCUCAGAAAGUUCCUGACUUCAAAAUGGAGCCGGAGAUUGCCCUCGAGCUCUUGAUGGCGGCAAACUUUUUGGACUGCUGAGAAAGGAGGGAGGGAGGGAAAGAGGGAGGGAGGGAAAGAGGGAGGGAGAGGGCAUGGAGAGAGGGAGAAGGGAGGUUAUCCCCGGGCAGUGGCUGCAAAAAAGGGGGGGGAGGGAGACGGAGAGCGCAGGGAUAACUCUGUAUAAAAAAAUGAAUGAAAGAAGGCGGCCAUCUCUUCAAUGCCGGGUGAGAUGUAGCCCCUGCACAAGGACAUUGAAAUGGCGCAAGGUAGAAGGGAGCAGCGAACAUCGAUAUAAAUGAAAUACAAAGUCAUGCAAAAUCAAAAAUACCCAUGCCUGAGGGCACAGUAAGUC